AUGGACAAAAAGCUGGGCCUGCGGACGGAUCGUUCAUCCCUAACUGCGAAGAAGUAUCUUGGAGAUCCAGACGAUCGUCAUUUCAUCCCAGACUCGCCUCUGGUGGACAGGCAGGUGCUCACCGAGCAGGAGGAGGGCGAGUUGAAACGAGCCUGCGCCUUAGUGCUGGCCAAUGUGCAACACUCGGAUGACACGUCGGACGACCCUCUCAAAUACAUUGCGGCUCAUAUUCAAGAUGGGAGGGGAACACACCAGACCGGCGCGAAACGCGACCGAACUUCGCAGCCAGCACAGUGUCCCUAUAUGACUUCAACGAAGGUCUCCCAACAAUUGACCGAUCUAAAACCCGACACAGCGACCCCUUCAGAAGCCUCUCGCCGACAUACAUCAACUACCACAGACGAUUCGACCCCCUUGACAAGUGCCGGCCUCACCCCCGGCGACGCAGGCUCGCGGUUCUCUGAUGCUGCGCGCAGAUCCGUAAACAGCACCAGAAAGCCAGGAAGCGGUCUUCGAAACGAAGCGUCAACGAGUUCCAAAAGUCGAACGACUUCUAACGCUGGAUUGCACAGGUCGCUCGAAACGUGCGAGCCCACCGUCGACGCCGAGGUUAUUGGGCGCACAGUCCGACUCGUAAAGGACAGCUCAUCAAGGCUUGAGAGCAGCAGCAACAGAUCGAUGGAUAUCAACCGACCCGCCAGACUGGCGGGACCAGACCUGAACAAAAGUCUCCCUCCGCCUCCGCCUCUCGCUGACUGGCCUAUUUUAAAUGAACCCAAACCGCCACACAUUGGCAGAUUAAUGAAUACUAUCCGCAAGAAGAAAUCCAUAAUCGCCGAGAGUAGGGACACCUCAACUGCUUCAGCUCCCUCUGUGCCUUCAGCUGAGGAGACAAGGGCGGCAACAACUCUUCAACCACGUAUCCGGACUGCAACUGCGCCUGUGUUCAAUGGUGGUGCUCAGCCACUACCACCACCCAAGAAGAAGUUCCAUCUGCGUUUCUUUCCCCGGCUACACCGACCCACGGAUGUCCUUGUCAGUUAA
Capronia epimyces CBS 606.96 is the source of this 1044-nucleotide messenger RNA. RefSeq lists its product as uncharacterized. NCBI's taxonomy places the organism in Eukaryota, Fungi, Ascomycota, Eurotiomycetes, Chaetothyriales, Herpotrichiellaceae. The transcript is spliced from 2 exons. The record is from RefSeq and is a predicted model, not a curated record. Bases 1 to 1044 code for a protein of 347 amino acids.